Theileria annulata is the source of this 603-nucleotide messenger RNA. RefSeq lists its product as uncharacterized. Gene Ontology annotation, cellular component: nucleus. The record is from RefSeq and is a predicted model, not a curated record. The coding region runs from base 1 to 603 and encodes 200 amino acids. Lineage: Eukaryota; Apicomplexa; Aconoidasida; Piroplasmida; Theileriidae. Gene Ontology annotation, biological process: tRNA N1-guanine methylation. The transcript has a single exon. Gene Ontology annotation, molecular function: tRNA binding.
AUGAGAAAUGAGAUUAAAAAAAUCAAGAGGUCUGAAUUUAUAGAUUCUUGUAAAUUAAAUCCUACAAUUGUAAUAGACUGUGAAUUUCACAGUUACGCCUCCGAAAAAGAAUCAAAGAGUCUUGCAAACCAGAUAAUGCAGUCCUAUGGAGCCAAUAAAAGAGCUGAAAAGCCAUUUAACUUGGUGAUUUGUGGAAUCAAACCUCAAAGUGACCUUGACAUGGCACUGUGUAGAAUUUCAGGUACUGAUAGGUGGACCUGCCAGUUAAGUAAUGAGUCACUGGAGAGUAUUUAUGAACCUGAAAAACUAAUUUACCUUUCGGCAGAUUCUGAGAAUGUUAUUGAGGAUUUGACUCCUGAGGGUAUUUAUGUCAUUGGCGGAAUUGUUGACCGUAACAGGCUCAACGGUAUGACUUACAACAAGGCAAGAAUAAUCGGAGCAGACUGUAAAAGACUUCCAAUAAAAGAACAUAUUAAACUCAUCGGAUCACAUGUUCUCUCUGUUAAUAACUGCGUUGAAAUAUUACUGAAUUAUUACCAAAAUAAAAACUGGGAAUUAGCCCUUAAAAAUACUAUACCUAAACGCAAAUUAAUUGAUUCUUAA